AUGAUGGAUUACCCCAUCAAGCCGACGAAGCCUGGUUUGGAGGAAUCCUCGGAAGAGAUUCUUAGGAUCCGAAUUACUCUGACUUCGAAGAAUGUUAAAAAUCUUGAGAAAGUUUGCGCUGAAUUGAUUCGUGGUGCAAAGGAGAAGCAUCUCCGGAUCAAGGGGCCAGUGAGGAUCCCCACCAAGGUCCUUCGCAUCAACACCAGGAAGUCGCCUUGUGGAGAAGGAACCAACACAUGGGAUCAAUUCGAGCUCCGCAUUCACAAACGGGUCAUCGACCUCUUCAGCUCUCAGCAGGUUGUCAAGCAAAUCACAUCAAUUACUAUUGAGCCUGGCGUGGAGGUUGAGGUCACCAUUGCCGACACCUGAAGUUGGAGGCUUAUCAUGUGUUUCUGUUCAAGGCAUUUCUUGGGUUGGCAUAAGUAGGGAUUGCAUAGCUUUGUGGAUUUUCGAGUUGCUGAUUUCAAUUUUUCUUAAACUCGAGCUUUGAGAAGCACACUUUUAGAAUAAAAUUUUCUGCAACGAAG
Molecule: messenger RNA, 527 nt
Organism: Eucalyptus grandis
Lineage: Eukaryota; Viridiplantae; Streptophyta; Magnoliopsida; Myrtales; Myrtaceae
Product: 40S ribosomal protein S20-2
Exons: 3
Coding region: 1-369 (122 amino acids)
Biological process (GO): translation
Cellular component (GO): cytosolic small ribosomal subunit; ribosome
Molecular function (GO): structural constituent of ribosome
Source: RefSeq, a predicted model, not a curated record